Messenger RNA from Talaromyces rugulosus, 606 nucleotides. RefSeq lists its product as uncharacterized. The coding region runs from base 1 to 606 and encodes 201 amino acids. NCBI's taxonomy places the organism in Eukaryota, Fungi, Ascomycota, Eurotiomycetes, Eurotiales, Trichocomaceae. The record is from RefSeq and is a predicted model, not a curated record. The transcript has 3 exons. Gene Ontology annotation, biological process: cellular response to oxidative stress.
AUGUCUCUCCUCCAAGCAAUCCAAUCCCGUCGCUCUACCUACCGCCUCACCAACAAAAGCCCCAUCCCAGACACGCGCAUCCAAGAAAUCGUCAAUUUCACUGUUCGACAUGCGCCCAGCGCAUUCAACGUGCAGUCUGCGCGCGCGGUUGUGUUGUUUCGCGAGCAGCAUGAGAAACUGUGGGAUGUUGGGUUGCAGGUGAUUCAGACAGAGAUGCCGCCGGCUGUGAGACCCGUGUUGGAGACGAAAGUUGCUGGUUUGAGAGCCGCGUAUGGGACGGUGCUGUGGUUCGAAGACGGCGCUGCGCUCGACGCAUUGAAAGACAAGAACCCGGCUAUCCAGGGCCUCAUUCCUGAAUGGUCCGCACACUCCUCCGGAAUACACCAAUUCAUCACCUGGACAGCCCUCGACAACGAAGGUCUCGGCUGUAACCUGCAACACUACAACUUUAGCACCACUUUUAUCGAAAAUGUGCAUAAACUCUGGAACAUCCCGUCGUCGUGGAAACUGCAGGCCCAGCUGGUAUUUGGACAGCCAGAAGGAUCAGGUCCGGAGAAAGAAAAAGAGAUACAACCAGUGGAAGGGGAGAGGGUGCUUGUUUUUUGA